Solanum lycopersicum (tomato) is the source of this 718-nucleotide messenger RNA. RefSeq lists its product as uncharacterized. Gene Ontology annotation, molecular function: acyltransferase activity, transferring groups other than amino-acyl groups. NCBI's taxonomy places the organism in Eukaryota, Viridiplantae, Streptophyta, Magnoliopsida, Solanales, Solanaceae. The record is from RefSeq and is a predicted model, not a curated record.
UGAUUACUAUAUUUUGAUUGGACCAAACACACACUAUAAUUUGUACAUUUUUUUUCUUAUAUAGAAGUGUAUCCUACAAGGCUGAGCAUAGAUCUUACAUCAGUCUAGCUAAAUGGAUUCAUCAAGAAUCACUCUCCGUCCAUACAGAUCAACGGACGUUGAUGAUGUACUCUCAUGGGCAUCCGAUGAUCGCGUAACCCGCUCCAUCCAUUUCAGUACAUUGAUUUCCAAAGAUGAAGCCCUCACCUUCAUCCACAAAUCCUCCAUUCCUUGGCGUCGAUCCAUAUGCAUUGACGAUCGUUCAGUCGGAAUCGUGGUGGCUCGGCCCGGAUCAGGCGAUGAUAGGUGUCGGGCCGAGGUAGGAUAUGCUUUAGCAGUUGAGUUUUGGGGACAGGGGAUUACACCCAAGGCUGUAGAGAUGGCAAUUCCUUUGAUUUUGGAAGAGUUUCCUGAAAUAGUAAGACUGCAAGCAUUAACUGAUGCUAAGAAUAAAGCAUCACAUAGAGUGUUGGAGAAGGCUGGGUUUAGAAAAGAGGGUAUGUUUAGAAAGUAUUUUUACUUCAAAGGUGAAAUCAAGGACGUUGUACUUUAUAGUUUUCUUUCCACUGAUUCAUGACAUUUAUAACUUGCUUGCUUGGACCUGAUAUAUUGUAUUGUUAGUUUAAAUACAUUGAUUGAAUACUUUGAAUUCAAAAGAAGCGUUGAGUUUUAUCAAGAA